Messenger RNA from Medioppia subpectinata, 1704 nucleotides. Lineage: Eukaryota; Metazoa; Arthropoda; Arachnida; Sarcoptiformes; Oppiidae. The record is from the annotation of a GenBank genome assembly.
AUGCGUGCGCACGCAAUGGCAAACGUCAACAGAGAUAUAGCGUUACGGGUUAGGUGUGUCGGUGUCACCGGCGCUCACUCUAUCACCACAACCGCCACAACAAGACAUAACUACCGACAUCUGGAAGCGAUGGCAUCGCGAGCGGUGACGUCGGCCACCGAUGGCCACUACCGGACCGGUUAUCUCGAAGUGUUGGUCCGCAACGUGUGGUAUAAAGUGAUGGUCAGAUUAGAUGACAAUUGCCUUCACCUGACGCUCGACGAGAACUUCGAGACACUCAACGCCAACGUCUUGAACAACAACAACACGUCCGCCGCCGCCAACCAUAGCAAUGGUGUGAACGGCUCCGUCGACCGCGACGUCAACGCCAUCGCCAACAACACCAACGACUACUUCUUGACACCCGAUUUGGCGGACACUUUGGCCCACAAGAGGCGUGUGGUUCGCAUCCAGAAGUCGGACAGCAAUGGUCUGGGAAUCAGUAUCAAAGGCGGCCGCGAAAACAAAAUGCCGAUUCUUGUGUCCAAAAUAUUCAAAGGCAUGUCCGCUGACCUGACGGGACAGCUGUUCGUCGGCGACGCUAUUCUCUCCGUCAACAACACGUGGGAUCUGAGAGACGCCACACAUGACGAGGCCGUCAAAGCCCUCAAGAGUGCCGGCGAUGUCGUCACUCUGGAAGUCGUGUCGUCAUUUCCCCUCAUUAUAGUGAAGUACUUGAAAGAAGUGAUUCCGUACUUCCGGAAGGCAUCCAUUCUGGCGGACAUCGGCUGGACAUUCAAUGGCGAAGAAUUCCUUCAACACUCAAACCAAUUGAAUACCGAUUCAAAUAACUCACACCAGAAUAAAAGUGACACUAAAAUAGUGCCCCUAUUGUUAUGCCAUUUGACUAAAUGCACGGACAAUAAGUCCAAUGACGGCAAACACGAGGACAGUGUUAACGUAAUCGCCAUUUACUCACCGAAUCGGCAGUCAAAGUGUGUCCUAAGAUGUGUGGAUUCGGCCCAAUGUAGCGCUUGGUUCAGCGCUAUUCACUCGGCCUCCUGUCAGCUCAUGGCUCAGGCCGUCGUACAAACCAAUGAAAUAUUGACCGACUUUUUAGACGGCGCCCGACUAUCACACAUGGGAUGGCUCUUUGAACGGAGUCCAGAGGUUAGCACUCAUGUGAAGUGGAAUCCGGUAUUUCUGGCGGUGACGGACAGAGACCUACUUUUCUACGAUUUGGUGCCGUGGACUCGGGACGCGUGGGCCGUUCCCGUCCAUACGUUCCCAUUAUUACACAUCCGUUUAGUGCACAACAGUUCAACCAAUUUAGGUCUAACCAUGUCUUCAAAGUCGACCAAUUCUGGCGGUACUCUCAUUAUACCGGGCGUUACGGAUGUCAUCACAUUUACGCUAAGGUUUGGCACAAGACAUGGCAUCGAUUGUCGUAUAAUGCGUGCCGAAAGCCACCGAGAUUUGGCCAAUUGGGCCAAACAUAUAGUACAAGCCUCACACUCGGCGGCCAUUGCGCUCAAAGAGAUCUGUUUCGCGUGCAUUUAUAAGAACAUGGAGUCAAUCAUCACAAUUCACAUCGAGAAUGGAUUCACGUUAGAAGAGAUUCAGACGAGAAAAAUCCUAUGGAGAGUGUCUUUUGAGCAGUUGAAAGGCACCGGAGAUGACGGCAAACGAAUUGUUUGGCUUGAAUUCAAUGGAGACGACGAUAAG